AUGGAUGAAAUGAAGAAGGAAAUCAAGAUCAAAAUGCUGUACCCAAACUCUUUUCUCUUCAAAAACUGGGACGCUGCUCUAACCGAAGUGGAACAAAUGGAGGCUGAGCAGUUGUUUCAGAAAUAUGGCUACAACACCUUUCUGAGCAACCGCUUGCCUUUGGACAGGGAACUACCCGAAACACGACAUUAUAGGUGUUUGGAGCGAAAGUACCCAAAGGAUCUGCCCACCAUUAGUGCUGUGCUGAUCUACCUUGAUGAGGCCCUGUCCAUCAUCAAGAGAGCCGUCUAUAGCAUCAUCAACAGGACUCCUCCUCACCUCCUCAGAGACAUUGUCCUGGUGGACGACCACAGCUCCAACGAUGAUUUGAAAGACCAAUUAGAUGCCUUUGUGAACCUCAUCCAAGUGACUAGACCUGGCCUGAUAAAGCGGGUCAAGCACUCCGAACAGCUAGGCCUAAGUCAGGCACGGAUAUCGGGAUGGAAGGCUGCCACUGGUGAUGUGGUUGCCAUUUUGGACGCCCAUAUUGAGGUCCACAAGGGCUGGGCAGAGCCUCUCCUGGCUCGAAUCAAGGAGGACCGCUCUGUGGUGCUGUCACCUGUGCUUGAUAAAGUCAGCUACCAUGAUCUCAAGUUGACCAACUACAACCCCUCAGCAUAUGGCUUCGACUGGGCUCUGUGGUGCAAGUUUGAGUCCUUCCGCCCAGAGUGGUAUGCCAAACACGAUGAGUCACUCCCAGGAAAGUGA
Messenger RNA from Clupea harengus (Atlantic herring), 747 nucleotides. Its product is annotated as probable polypeptide N-acetylgalactosaminyltransferase 8. Gene Ontology annotation, biological process: protein O-linked glycosylation. The transcript is spliced from 4 exons. The coding region runs from base 1 to 747 and encodes 248 amino acids. Gene Ontology annotation, cellular component: Golgi apparatus. Lineage: Eukaryota; Metazoa; Chordata; Actinopteri; Clupeiformes; Clupeidae. The record is from RefSeq and is a predicted model, not a curated record. Gene Ontology annotation, molecular function: polypeptide N-acetylgalactosaminyltransferase activity.